Messenger RNA from Stegastes partitus (bicolor damselfish), 751 nucleotides. Its product is annotated as PHD and RING finger domain-containing protein 1-like. The record is from RefSeq and is a predicted model, not a curated record. Bases 386 to 751 code for a protein of 121 amino acids. The transcript has 3 exons. Lineage: Eukaryota; Metazoa; Chordata; Actinopteri; Pomacentridae.
AUGAAGUAGCUUCAAAAUAGCAGCUCCGGAUUUGAACGUUUCAGCGAAUAUACGAGUCUUAUGAUUCUGUCAUGUAACAGCCGCUUCAACACUAGUUAACUAAAAGCCACAGAAGACACAGCGUGGUCUGUUUUAAUUAAUCGCUUUGUUCUGACACCAAAGUGUUAGCUACCGGCUCAUGCUAGCUAACGUCGAGCUAAUAUCAACAUCUAUGAAACUCCGUCACACCGACCCGAAGACAUGCACAGUUAAGUUAUACAAGUUUCAAUGGAUAAAAAGCGAGCCUCGCCUUUCGUCCUGCUUUAGUUGUUCCCCAGAAACAGCGUCACAAAAGGCCUUAAAUCAAACACAAACAGAUGAAGUCUGGUCCAGCGGCAUUUAAAUCAUGGAUGACUCCAACAGAGAGGUUCUGAUGUCGGACUCAGAUAAAUGCUACGUCUGCCUGAGUCCCUUUGAGAAGCAAACGGUGGCCUCUCUGGACAGCUGCCGGCAUGUCUUCUGUCUGGACUGUAUCCUCCAGUGGUCCCAGACGGCCAACACCUGCCCAGUGGAUCGGGUCAGUUUUGCUUUCAUUUACCAGAGAGCGAGGCCUGGGGGGGACGUCCAGGAGGAGAUCAGAGUGAGUCCACGGAAACAGGAUGAUGAUGAUGAUGAUGAAGAGGAAGAGACCCUUGCUGUUUUCUGUGAGGAAUGUGGACGCAGCGACCGGAGGCCCCAGAUGCUGGUGUGCAUGUGCUGUGAUUCAGGGUAG